GUUUUAAUUGAUUCAGUUCUUACUAAAACAAUAAGAAUUAAGGCAAUACAGCAUGUCGUUCAUCCAGAAGAUUAGAUAUUUCUUUAAAAGACAGAUUUCUAGAUUUCAGAUGGCACUGAGCGGAUUUCUUUGGCGCCGACAGACACGUGACUCACCUGCUAUCAUGCUUUCCAGAGCGGCCACCAUGGCUGGGGUCACUGCUCACAAGAUAAGUAAACACAUCACCUUCCUCGCCAAUGACGUCGCUGGGACUCCCACGGCUAGUGUUUCACCUGCUCACCCUAAACCCAUAUUGCUGUUGCUGCCAUGGCUGGGCUCCAGACCGCAGGCCAUUGCCAAGUACUGUGACAUUUACUUUCGCACAGGCUUUGAUGUGCUCAUAGUGGAAAGUGCGGUGAGCCAGUUCUUGUGGCCCCGCUGGGGGUUGGAGUAUGGUGGCCAUGUGCUGGAAUUAUUAGAGAGCGAGCGCUUCUCACAGCGCCCCCUACUGGUCCAUGCUUUCUCCAUAGGUGGAUAUACAUUUGCUCAGGUGCUUGUUCAUGUGGCCAAAGACACCCAGCGUUACCAAGGCCUGACAAACAGGAUCAGGGGUCACAUCUACGACAGCCUUGUCAUGGGAUCGCUGGAGCAUAUGGCCAACGGUGCGUACAGAGAUAGCAAUGUAAAGCGUGUUUAUAUA
Molecule: messenger RNA, 679 nt
Organism: Sinocyclocheilus rhinocerous
Lineage: Eukaryota; Metazoa; Chordata; Actinopteri; Cypriniformes; Cyprinidae
Product: transmembrane protein 53-like
Exons: 2
Molecular function (GO): serine hydrolase activity
Source: RefSeq, a predicted model, not a curated record